Pundamilia nyererei is the source of this 2547-nucleotide messenger RNA. RefSeq names its product purine-rich element binding protein Bb (gene purbb). Gene Ontology annotation, molecular function: RNA polymerase II transcription regulatory region sequence-specific DNA binding; DNA-binding transcription factor activity, RNA polymerase II-specific; purine-rich negative regulatory element binding. NCBI's taxonomy places the organism in Eukaryota, Metazoa, Chordata, Actinopteri, Cichliformes, Cichlidae. The record is from RefSeq and is a predicted model, not a curated record. The transcript has a single exon. Bases 207 to 1118 code for a protein of 303 amino acids. Gene Ontology annotation, biological process: regulation of transcription by RNA polymerase II. Gene Ontology annotation, cellular component: nucleus.
GCUAGAGAAAAAUAUUACAGGUGGGCACGGCUUACAAUACCAGCGGACCAAUAGGAAUGCCGUAAUCGUGUGAACUAGUGAAACAGGCAGUUAGUUGGACCAAUCACAACGUCCCCCGAAGGGCACCCAUGAUGCACGGGAAGGAGGCCCGCGCUGGCUGAGUGCACGCAGAAAGCAGCUACGCAGGAGAGAGGGGCAGAAGCCGAAUGGUGGAGCUGAAGAUGGCGGAUGGCGACAGCGGGAGUGAGCGCGGAGGUAGUAGCGGGGGAGGAGGUGGAGGUGGCUUCCAACACUUCCACAGGGACCAGGAAACCCAAGAACUGGCGUCAAAGCGUCUGGACAUCCAGAACAAGCGCUUCUAUCUGGACGUCAAGCAGAACAACAAGGGCAGGUUCAUUAAAAUCGCCGAGGUCGGGGCUGGGGGCUCUAAAAGUCGCCUGACCCUCUCGCUGUCAGUUGCGGCGGAGUUCCGUGACUAUCUCGGGGAUUUCAUCGAGCACUACGCCCAGCUGGGCCCUAGCAGUCCGGAGCAAAUAGCACAAGCUACCGCGGGUGAAGACGGUGGGCCGAGGCGAGCUCUUAAGAGCGAGUUUCUUGUCCGGGAAAAUCGCAAGUACUACCUGGACUUGAAAGAGAACCAGCGGGGGAGGUUCCUCCGGAUACGGCAAACCGUAAACCGCGGACCUAGCUUUGGAGUGGGGGGCCCAGUGGGCGGCAUGCUGGCCGGCCAGACCAUAGCCCUUCCGGCACAGGGGUUAAUAGAGUUUAGAGACGCCCUUGCUAAGCUCAUAGAUGAUUACGGGGGAGACGACGAGGAGAUGACCGGGGGCAUGGCCGCCGGGGGCUACGGCGAGCUUCCCGAGGGCACCUCCAUCAUGGUGGACUCUAAACGGUUCUUUUUCGACGUUGGGUCCAACAAAUACGGCGUGUUCCUGCGCGUGAGCGAGGUUAAGCCGAGCUACAGGAACUCUAUCACCAUCCCGUUCAAAGCCUGGAGCAAAUUUGGAGGAGCUUUCUGCAGAUAUGCAGAGGAGAUGAAGGAGAUCCAGGAGAGGCAGAGGGAUAAAAUGUACGAGAAGAGAGACGAGUCCGAGGGGGACGAUGUGGAUGACGACUGAGAAAAGAAAAAGCUAUCAGCCAAGUUACAUGAUGGCAGAUCUACACUAUAGGGUUAUUUUGCGAAAAAACAAAAACAAAACAAAAAAGAAGCAGAAAUGACAGAUAAAGUGCAUGACAAAUCGUGCUGUAAUAGCCUACUAAAGUAUUGUGGAGUUUUAAAAAAAGAAGUACAUGUGCAGGGAAUUUUUGGUGUAUUAUCCUAAAGUUUGUUGGGCUUGAGGUUGAAGUGGUGGUUUGAAUUUCUGAAAGUGAAAAUGUACGGAUGAGAUGUAUGUCAUUGGCUGAAAAAAAAAAAGUGAGUUAUGCUUUAUCGUUGGAAAAAAUAAGAGGAGCAAGUUGGUUUUUCAUAACUAGAGGUGAAGCCAUUGAAUGCUUUCCUAUGUGCAACAUAGUUUCUAUUUAAAGAGUGAAGACCUGUUCAAGAUGUUUUCCCUUCUUGGUUAAAGGAGAGAGCUAGCAUCCAUCCUGUUCCAGUCCAGGACUCUCCUCUGUGGGAAGUUUGCGGGAUUUUUGCAAGUCAGACAGGAAAAGCUGAGAGCAAUGCAGAGACAGAACUGCUGUCACUCUAUGGAUUUUAUUUGUUAGAUAUGUCAGCAGCUGGAGAGCUGUCAAACAACCGCACAACUGCUGCUGCAGCAUCUGCAGGCUGUUAAUCGAAAAGAUUACCCAAAAUGACCGGGGGGGGGGGGUGUUACUAAGAGGAUUAUCUGUAAGCCCAAACAAAAAGGGCCUGGUGGACUAAAUUAAAUGCUUUGACUCCAGUAGUCAGUUACAGUGCAGAACAGCUGGGUUUUAUGUUAUACAUAUAAUCUUAGCAAAGCGUACUUCUUAUUGUUUUGAAGAAGAUUCACUCUGUGAGGAAGGGUGGUGACUCUUCUCACACCAGAGCAUCCUUGGUGUUUGAGAACAACCGCUUGGAACUGGGGAGCAGAUGCCACCGGAGGAAACACAGAUAUUGUUUUAUGGGACUUUUCAGACGAUCAUUUGCUAACAGGGGUCCAAAUGUCUUGCAGUUGGAGGAGGAGUGCUGCAUUACAUGUAGCGACAAGUUUUCUCAUCAGCCUCGUAUUCAGAACUGGACAGCUGGCCUAUUCAGCCACAGGCCAUUCUCUGACAGCACCUUCCAACACAUUAUGAAGACCCUGGACAGAAACACAUUGAUGGAUGUUUUCUUUUGUUUUUCCUUUUUUUGUUUCUUUUUCCCCCCAAAAAGAGCUAUAUUGAAAUGAGAUUCUACUUGUAGGAAAGAUAUUACCAAACAAACCAGCAAAAGAUAUUUUCAGAUACUUAUUAAGGAAAACAUAUUUCAAUCCUAAAAAUAAAAAGUUAAUUUCUUAAAAGAGAAUUGUGACUCGAUCUCAAGGUAAUUUUUUCAUGUUCUUAGAGUGAAAGUAUAACACUUCAUUUAUUAAACAAUUUGAAAUGAAA